Messenger RNA from Pipistrellus kuhlii (Kuhl's pipistrelle), 2550 nucleotides. RefSeq names its product stearoyl-CoA desaturase 5 (gene SCD5). Gene Ontology annotation, molecular function: oxidoreductase activity, acting on paired donors, with oxidation of a pair of donors resulting in the reduction of molecular oxygen to two molecules of water. The transcript is spliced from 5 exons. Gene Ontology annotation, biological process: lipid metabolic process. Bases 284 to 1273 code for a protein of 329 amino acids. NCBI's taxonomy places the organism in Eukaryota, Metazoa, Chordata, Mammalia, Chiroptera, Vespertilionidae. The record is from RefSeq and is a predicted model, not a curated record.
GCGCGCCCCUCGGCCGCGCAGCCGAGUUCAGCCCCGGCGGCCGCAGCAUGGCUGAGGCACCGGCAACAGAUGCCGGGCUUUCAGGUUCGCAUCCUUAGGCCCCGCUGAGCGCCCCAAGGAGAGAGAGAAGGACCCGGAGAAGGACCGUCCGGGAAGGCGGGGACGGAGGUGUGGAGAUCCCCCCCCCAAUAAGGCAGGAGCCCCCGCCCCCCACCGGAGCGAUCCCCGCCCUCAGAGCUCCGCCGCCUGCAGCCCCGUCGCCGGCGCCCACCUCUCUCCAGCCAUGCCGGGCCGGGCCGCCGAUCGGGGCCAGGUCCCCUUGUGCAGCGCCGCCGCCGCGGAGGAGGAGAGCCGCGCGGGGGCCGAGGGCUCGGCGGGCGGCGGCGGCGGCGGCGCUCCGGAGCGGCAGACCAUCGUGUGGCGGAACGUCGUCCUGAUGAGCCUGCUCCACCUGGCCGCCGCGUACUCCCUGGUGCUGAUCCCCAAAGCCCAGCCGCUCACCCUGCUCUGGGCCUACUUCUGCUUCCUCCUGACGGCUCUGGGUGUGACCGCUGGUGCCCAUCGCUUGUGGAGCCACAGGUCCUACAAGGCCAAGCUGCCUCUGAGAAUAUUCCUGGCUGCCGCCAACUCCAUGGCUUUCCAGAACGACAUCUUCGAGUGGUCCAGGGACCACCGCGUCCACCACAAGUACUCGGAGACGGACGCCGACCCGCACAACGCCCGCCGGGGCUUCUUCUUUUCCCACAUUGGGUGGCUGUUCGUCCGGAAGCACCGCGACGUCAUCGAGAAGGGGAGGACCCUGGAUGUCACCGACCUGCUGGCGGAUCCCGUGGUCCGGUUCCAGAGAAAGUACUACAAGAUCUCCGUGGUGCUCAUGUGCUUCGUGGUCCCCACCCUGGUGCCCUGGUACCUCUGGGGAGAGAGCCUGUGGAACUCCUACUUCCUGGCCUCCAUCCUCCGCUAUGCCAUCUCACUCAACGUCACCUGGCUGGUCAACAGCGCGGCCCACAUGUACGGGACCCGGCCCUACGACAAGCACAUCAGCCCGCGGCAGAACCCGCUGGUCACCCUGGGCGCCAUUGGUGAAGGCUUCCACAACUACCAUCACACCUUUCCCUUUGACUACUCUACGAGUGAAUUCGGCUUAAACUUCAACCCCACCACCUGGUUCAUCGACACCAUGUGCUGGCUGGGGCUGGCCACCGACCGCAAACGGGCGACCAAGCCCAUGAUCGAGGCCCGGAAAGCCAGGACUGGCGAUGGCAGCGCUUGAACCCGGAGCUGCCGUCCACCCCGCCCGCCGCUGACGCCCUCGGCUCAUGCCUUCUGUUUCUGUAGUUCUCUUGCUCAUUGAUUCAUGGGAGGGGGCGGGGAGUAGAAUCCAUGUGGCUGGGAGAUGUUUCAUUUGUCUCAAAGUCAGGAUACAACUUUCCAUGAAAAAAAAAAAAAUGUGUAAGUCAGUGUCACGAUGAUUUAAUCUUAGAUCUUGGACCUGUGCUUUAAUCGCUGUAGCUCCAUGUCAAGCAUACAUGGUCCUGUGCUAGCGCCUGAUGUUAACCCUGACAGGAUGAAGGAAUUGAAUAUUCUGCCUGCGUGAUUCAGGAGAGCGUUUUCUUUUCUGCCAACGACCCCAGCCUUUAUUAUUUUUACACACACUAUCGGAAGGAACAGAGAAGCAAGGUGGCAGACAAAGCAGGGGGUCUAAGUAGUGACUAAAGAACGUUUCUGUUCUGUAGUUAUUGUGUGUUUUUGUUGUUUAACUUCGGGAAUUGAACACUUGGCCACACGAAGUGGCUCUCUCAUUACGUUUGCCCUCUUGACGGCUUGUUCACGCCCCACUGUCCCUGCUCUCCGAGGUCUGCUCGUGGCCCAGCUAACUGCGUCCCUAGCUGUAGGCCCAGCCUGUCCCAUAAAUCAGUGGCUGGUGGGACGUUUGAUUUUGCUGUCUUUGCUAUCGUCAUCUUAAAAGUAUAUAACUCAGAUGUGCCAGACCCCAAACGAAGCUCAAAUGAGGCUCUCAUUUCAAUGUUUAGACACCUAAUUUAUAUUCCAGUUUAUCCAAGCCACUGAUGCAUGUACUUUGGCUGCUUCUGCGAAAGAAGCGUAUUAAUUUUCCACCCCAGGCCACCGGAUAUUACCAACGGACCGUUAUGUAGAACUCGGUGUCUACCCACGUCCCACCUGCAUGCGGCCUUCGUUGGUUUUGCAGCAAAAUAUAAAGUGAUCGUUAUGUAUCUUCUGGAUUUAAAAUUUCUCUGUGCGUGUUGAGCUGCCUUGUAAAGAGCAUGCUGAAUUAAUGGGACAGUGUGCCCUUUGUGUUAGAUGUUAGAGCAAAAGAGAGGCUUGUAGUGCUGGCCCUUCGAUUCAGAGCCCUUCAAAGACAGAUCACUUUUAGGGAUGAUGUAGGAUUUAAAAUUAAAAUUUCAAAGUUUUGGAAAAGAAGCGAUGCCACAACGAAGUUCUCCAUCCGGCAGGUGUUUCACAGUGUUAUUUUGCCAUUAAAAAAAUGUACGAACUAUGAGUGAUUUACAAUAAACGACUGUGGACUUG